This is a messenger RNA of Hyalella azteca, 3856 nucleotides long. RefSeq lists its product as uncharacterized. Bases 30 to 2141 code for a protein of 703 amino acids. The transcript has 6 exons. Gene Ontology annotation, molecular function: transcription coactivator activity. The record is from RefSeq and is a predicted model, not a curated record. NCBI's taxonomy places the organism in Eukaryota, Metazoa, Arthropoda, Malacostraca, Amphipoda, Hyalellidae. Gene Ontology annotation, biological process: response to hormone; intracellular iron ion homeostasis.
AAUUUUUUCUGCUUGUGGUUCAGAGUGGAAUGAGGAAGAGCAGCAACAUGCCUGAACUGCUGCGAGACGUCAGUGGUCAGCUGGCAUCUGUGGAGGAGGGGCUUGCAGCUCUGGACCAGCACAAGAGAGAACUACACCAGCAUGCUGACUCGGUGAAGCAAGAGAUAAGCUCGGCUGUUGAGUUCCACAUGGCAGCUCUGAGAGCCAGGGAAAAGCAACUCAUCAGACAAGUUGAGUUGGUGAGCACACAUCAAAGCUGUCGUCUGAACGUGACACAGGCUCAACUGCUCCAGCAUCAAGGCGCCCUUGCGGUCACGCGGUCAAUCUUGCACCGAUGCGCCAGUGGUAACGAGGUUUUGAACUCCACGUCAGGUCCGGAUAACGGAGCUUGUUCUAAAAGAAACGAACUUUGUUGUCUGAGCACAAAAUCCUGUGGCAAAGAAACCGGAGGUGAGAUCUCUCUGCCACACGGUGCGAGCGGAUCCGAUGGUGUAUGCGUGAACAUGACAGGUGAUCGCGCACACAUUAGUAUAUGUAAUUCCUUCGAAAAAACCGGUGACGUUGUCAAGCGAGACUUGGAUGGGCUGAACGAACCUCCAUCUGCUGUGAAUAACGGUUCUACUCAUCGCAAUGUUAAUGGGCUGCUGCAACAGGCCCAGAAGUUGCUGCGUGUACCCUUCAUAUCAGUCACGAGUCUCGAGGACCCCGCGCUCACCAGUGCCAUUCAGAACCUGGGGAACGUAACUCUGCCUCCGACCAGCAGCAACGGCGAGCUCGUGCCACACUGCGAGAUUUUACCUCACUGUGAACUACUGCCACACAGCGAGCUGCUGCCCCACUGCCUCGAAGAGUACGGUGACGCCGACCAUCACGUGCUCCAUAAGAGCGUGAGACCUGACUGUGCGGUGGCCACCAUUGACGUGCGACGGCCCUAUUUACUGGCCGCCAGGGCGCGACAUUCUGCUAAGAAGAUCGAGGCUUUAGCGUCCGAAGAUCCUGAUAAAAUGCCCGGUGACACGAAGGAAGACCUGGUCAGGUGGCUGCACCGCAUGCAGCUCGACACGCCCGUGAGGCGGCCCCAACCUCCAGCCAAGGAAUGUGACGGAGUGUGCGUGGAAGAAGCUUGCCAGGGCAACGAGACCUGCUCGUCGUUCUCCGAGUGCUUCAUGAACGGUCAGUGCAAGAAGAACGCUCUCGAGAAGACUGACCAAACAAACAAGUGGCGACUACAGCAGAAACCUCUACAGCAGCUGCAGCUCUCUGACCAAGAUUUCCUCUUGCGUAACCUGAACAAGGGGCCACCGGCUGAACAGACCACGUACGCUCAAACACAGCUCGGGAAUAGCAAAACUUUCCUGAUGCCGUCUAACUUAGCUCGUAAGCGACUACACUCUUCUCCGAACUCCGCUAUCCAGCCUGUUAUUGCGCACAUGGACGCCAUCCAGCGCUCCAGUAACGGAUCUUGGCUCUUGAUUAAAGGUACGAAUGGCAUCGCAGCAAGUCUUGCGAAUAUUGAUUUAAAUUCGACUUCAUGUGGAAUUGAAAACUUUGAAGCCUCCGCUGAAGAUAUUAACAAAAAAAUGCGCGCAAAUGCUGAGAGCGGUGAAAUGAAAAGCCUGGCAUUUCGUGCGGCCAUCUUGUACCAAGCGCCGUCGGCUCAGUGGAGACUGAGUAGCAGUGAAGAUAAAGAGCAGAAGAACGCUUGCAAUUCUGGGAAAAAGUUACCGGAAAGCGAUGACGUGGAAAAAGAUUCCAGUAACGUCAAGAAUGACUGGUUGUUGAAAAAAGCGGGUCUAACGUCUCCUAAGCGAUCAGUCUUAGAGAAACUUGCGGCUGAGAAUGAAAACAGUAACAUGUUCUUGGCUGACAGGAUAAAAUCCCAGUUAUCCUUGGCAUCCUUGGCCAGCAUUGAGAACCUCAAAGAGAAAAUUGACAGACUGAGCGCUGAAGCUGGUAAGUCAGCAGAGGUUGGCGAUGCGGACUCGUGGCUGUUGCAGCAGAGUCCUGCUCAGCGUGCUGAUAACCAAAUACUCGAGGAGAUCAUGGAAAAGAAGAGCGAGUGGCUUUCAACUUCGUCGCAGUCGUCUUUCUCUGUUAUAUCAGAGUCUGAAAGUCGUGGCACCGGCUGGUUAAUGCCUUAAAUUCCUGGUCUAAUGUGGCACCGGCAUUGAAAUGGCUGGUGUAAUGUGGCACCGGCAUUGGAAUGGCUGGUGUAAUGUGACACCGGCAUUGAAAUGGCUGGUGUAAUGUGGCACCGGCAUUGGAAUCCAUCUUGAGGAAGGACGCAAUGCUGAACUUCGUUCCCUGAGCAUCUUUUUGUGGUAUGGCCGAAAAUUUUCUUUGUCCUAUUCUGCAGCUCGCACAAUUCAGUGCAAAGUAGCUUGGCCUUGGUGUACUAUUAAUCUAUUUAAUUUUUGAUGAAUAACUUCUGAGGACAAUUGAAGAAGUUGUAAAUUUCUGACUUUGGCUUUUGGAAAGAGGUUGUAGUCUCUAGGGUAAUUAAUUAAUCACUUCGUAGUGCAACAUAUAUUAAUUCAUCUCAAUAAUUUAUGACUGAUUGUGUACUAAAAUUGUCGCAAUUUUACCGUCUUCACAGAUCACAACUUGAGUUUAUAUUGUUACUAAAAACUGCCAAGUCACCUCAUUGUCAUGACCCUUCUUCUGUAUGUAAAAAUAUAUCUCUAUGUAAUAUAAUCAAGCUACAGUCGUCCUUAUCGCCAGCCUUGGUGAGAAAGUGUUAAACUUUGCCCUGUAAGAUAAAGAGUUAAACUUUCCAUGCUUGUCAUGAUCCAUUAAAGCAAUGGUAGUAUUGCGGUCGUGCAUUGCUCCUGUCGGCCCUUUUGAACUUGUAAGCUCCAAAACUGGCUCAACUUGCCAUGGUUUUUCACCAAAUUCCUUGAUAGAGAUCAUUUCGUGUCUCGUGAGAACUCUUUUUGUGUAAUUUCGGACAGUACGGAAUUGAUUGGUGGAGUCGUUCUUAAUAAAGUUUGUUUCAUUCAUUACAAAAUGAGCUAAACCACGUAUCUCCAACUUUAUCCUGAUUUGUCUAUAUUUUAGCUGCAUGUGUAAUUAAGGCGCGUGGUUAUUGCUCCGAGUAACCAUACCUUCUUCGUGUGCGCUCGCCUCCAUCAUUUAGUGUUGAACAUAAUAGCUUGUCUUAGCUGCUAGAUUACUACUGAUGCGCUAAGUGCGCCAAGUUCAUUGUGUUUUUAUGUGAAAUUAUAGAGCUUUGAAUUUUGUGGUGUAUGUUAUUAAUGAGGAAUGGGCUCAUAGUAAUCACCCUUUUGAAGCAUUGCUUCAAUGUUAACCCUUGGUGUACUAACGGGAACGCUCGAUCCCAGACCUUUUUGUAAGAAUAGCAUUGACGAUGGUUUAUGUAUCCAUAGACAAUGAGUUAGGAAAGCAUUCAUAUUGUAAUGAUACUUCAUAAUUUGCUGCAUGAUUAGUGGUCAAAAUCAACGCCUGAGGACGGUCACGAGGCACGUUGGGUGCGAUACCUAGCUGAUGUGCCGAGCGCGUUAGAAAAACAAGUAAUGCGCAAAUUAGGCAAUUUAUUUUUUCUGUAAGUUUAAUGUUUAACUUCGUUCACAAUCGAUGCAAUGCUUGUGUACAUUCUUUUUAAUUAUUUUCAGCAUUAGCUUCUCUACUUGCUGGCUGGGCUCCUAGGCGUCUAGUGUAAUCCUCGGUCUUGUUGAUAUUUUUUUAGGUUGGUCAAUUAGUGUCCACUGGAUGAGAUUCAUUGGCUGUGUGUCCGUUAGACUACUUCUCACUUAUUCAUAUAUCCAUUAAUCUUGUUAUUUGUUGGUUUUAUGUUAUAUGCUCAGAAAAAUAGAGCUAAUAUAAAUAUAUAAAAGCA